UGCCAUUCACAGGGAUAUGACGGAUUGUCAUUACUCAUAGUGUGAAGGAUUUUCUGUUCAAUGGAAAUUGUACGGAAUUGCGACGGAUGCUUCAGCAGAAUAGAAAAUACUUUUGAAGUUUGAAGUGAAGAACACUAUCGCCAUCUAGUCGUCAAAAUACCGUAAAGAUGCUGUCAAUGAAACCUGUCAUCAUGGUCUGUCUCUCAAAGAGUGUAUACGAGGAAAACAACCCCUAAGACGAACUUGAGAAAAUCAUUGUGGUAACAGUGCAUUUUGGAGAGAAUAGAAACCCAUCCAUAUUUUUCCAUCCUCUUGAGGAAACGAAAAGAAAGACAAAAGUGCUCGGCAGUUCUGGUGAUUUCCAUUAACUAAGCUUUGAUUUCUGAUCAUAAACUGAGUAUUAGCUGAGUGUUACUCCAACAAAAAUCGAUUCUUGUAAUGUUUGAAACUAUGAACCACCACACAUAUCAACCUGUCGAAGGAAAUAAAACAUUUUGUUCAAGCUUCUUACGUUUGUUUAGUAUUCUUGAACAAGCUUGAACAGAUAGACGCAGUUAAAAAAUCCCUAACCGUUCUAAGCAAUCCAAAUAAUCUAAGAAAUUACAUUUAAAUCUAAACUUAAUCGACCCACCUGGUGGCCACGUGCCAAACAAACACACACGUUUCUGUCCGCGAUCGAUGGCUCCCUUUAAGCUCAGAUUCCGCAUGGGUGGAACCACAUCCCGCAGUGCCUCGCAGGAGCAGGAUGUCGUAGUUGAUAGUCAGGCCAAUCAGAUCAUUCCGAACUAUUUGAACAGUAACACACCGAUCACUGCCUAUGGCAGCAGCACGACCUUAGACUCUGAACAGAAUAAUGAUAGCCUUGUUUCUAUGAACAACGACCAACGGGCCCUUAUUCAGAACAGGGACUCGUCCGACGAACGAAUAGGAUAUGUAAAUCCCACACUAACGCAUACUGAAAUUAGCACUAUACCACUGAGCCCACCGCCUUCUUACGAACAUGUUUUAGAAGAAAACCGCCUCGCAGCUUUAGAUAAAGAAAACAACAAAGCAUCGACAUUGAACCUGUCGUCAUCCAGUUACGAAAUGCACGGAAGCAAUCAACAAUUGAACAUCACAACGCAGGAACAGCAGCAGCAAUGUUCCGGACAACAGUCACGCCAGGCAACGCCAAACACAACGAGGAAGCAGGAAUCGUUUGAGUCCACUCUGUAUUCGUGCAGUUCGGCUACAUCACCUUCUCAGGAGAAUCUACUCGAGUGCACCGGUUCGUGCGAUCCGUUGUUCAGCAUGGUCAGCCAGGAGCAGCUUUGCGACUUAGCCGAGGAACUGGAGUCUAUGCACGUCGAGGAAACCUGCCUCUCGAUAGACAACCCCAACCAUUCCCUCUCGGAUGAGUGCCACUCUUACGACGCCCAGAUGUAUGAUGGAUCAUCCACAUCUUCCAUGAUUCCUCAACAGGAAAUCAAAGGGCCGGAAAUUUUGUACAAAUCCAGCAAACAAUUAUAUAAAGCAGUUGCCAAAGAGUGUGGUAUAACGUGCAAAAUGUCUGACCAAUGCCGAUGUUUGGACUGCCAGAGCCGUUACUUUGAUUGCGAAUAUGACCAGAACGAAAACGAGAAAACUGAUGGAGGCCUGGGCGCUGGUACGCCAAUGUUCAUUAGUGAGGUUAUGCAUGGUACAGCUUGUACCAUUCUUUAAACAUUGAAGUAUAAAAUUGUGUCACUGAAUAAAUGCCUAAUGGUCCUACUAAAUAAUAGCAAACAAUCAUACAGUCACACCUAACGAAACAAACUGUUGCACAAAUCUUACAGCAUAACUUAUAAUGCAUAAAAUAUAUAACAGAAAUAAAGCCUUUUGAAACAUUUUAUCUUUGAAAAUAUUAAUUGAAAGAUUUCGUCACGACUGCAUAGCUAUAGUAAAUUCACAUUGUAAGAAACUACUGGUUAACAUACUGUUGAAUUACAAAUAGCCAUGGAUACUUACUCAACUCAAUGUUCAAUGGAUACAGAAAAAGAAAAAAAACUAACAUUAUUGCUAAUCAGUGAAACUAUCCUAAAUAAUAGCCGGUAAGGGAUUUGAGCAGUAAGAACGCGAACAACGUUCAAGAUGAUAUGAAUGGCCUUCACGAAAAUGUUCGGAAAACAAUGACUCCAGUUUUAUUUCAUUAUCACAAAACGAUACUUUAUAGUUGUUGUAACAUAUUUAGCAAAUGUAUUAUCAUUUAAAAUGUUUUGGUAAAUUGCCAACCAAAUGUAUAGCUCCUAAAUUACAGUUUACUCAGCAUAGACUUAUCCGUUACAUGAUUGAUUUCACAAAAAAAAGAAAAGUAAAUUCAGAACGCGGAAAACUUAUUAUAUAUUUGAUAAAGCGAUAAAGUAGUGAUACAAAGCAUAUAUUUACAACAAUAUUUGCCCCAGAAAUGUGAAUGUAAACAAAAAUCUAUUAUAGAAAAAACUACCCCCCUAGAUUCACUGCAGCUCUGAAACGGGUUUUUGAUACACUUCAAAGUGAUAUGGUACUUUGAGGUGGAUAUCGAAAAGUAAAUAGAAGAUACCUUAAUGUUCAGCACAAGUUUCAUGUUUGAUCGAUCAUAUUUUACAGUUUCGAACAAGGACGAAUAUGAUAACAAAUUUUGUUCAGUUUAUCUAGAAGAACAGUACUACAAUCCAUAAAGGUGAAUAUGUCGACUUAUUCUGAGUAAAGGCAAAAAGCGCAUUAUUUUAUAUCGAUGAAAAUAUUCAUUACUCUGUGGUAUACAUA
Molecule: messenger RNA, 2763 nt
Organism: Toxorhynchites rutilus septentrionalis
Lineage: Eukaryota; Metazoa; Arthropoda; Insecta; Diptera; Culicidae
Exons: 6
Coding region: 679-1701 (340 amino acids)
Source: RefSeq, a predicted model, not a curated record